AUGCUUUCGUGUUUGAAAGGUGCAUGUUGCUUGCGGUUUUUGCAAGGCACAACUUAUCCAGAUGUUAUCGUGUCUCAUCGACCUGAAGUUACACUGGAUACAUCACGAAUGGGCCAAGAUGUCGUCGUAGUCAAAAAUGGACGACGUCUAUGUGGCACUGGUGCCGCUGUUGCUAAUGCGCCAAUCGUACAGAACAAAGCAUAUUUUGAAGUUAAAUUACAAACUCAAGGUAAUUGGGGUAUAGGCUUAGCAACUCGACGAGUAAAUUUAUCAAAAGUCCCAUUAGGAUAUGAUGGUGAAGCAUGGAUUAUGGAUCAGUAUGGUCAAGUUAAACAUGAAAAUAAAGUAUUGAGCCAAUUCAGAACUAAUAUAGAAGAAGGUGAUGUUGUGGGUUUCGCAUAUGAUCAUGAUACAUUUCGCAUUUUUGUGAAUGGAACCGAACAAGAACCAUCGUGUCGUGUAACAAUACGUGGUACUAUUUUCCCUAUUUUCUACGUUGAUGAAGGAGCAAUACUUGAUAUUCAAUUUUCAACAUUUUAUUUUCCUCCACCGGAAGGCUACGAUCGUAUCCUAUUAGAAAAAUCACUCAUAUAA
Rotaria socialis is the source of this 594-nucleotide messenger RNA. The record is from the annotation of a GenBank genome assembly. Lineage: Eukaryota; Metazoa; Rotifera; Eurotatoria; Philodinida; Philodinidae.